UGACAACGGCCUACUCGUAGGCCUCGAAGACUUACGAGCUGCCCACACUGAAGCUGGCGCCGUUGGGGCUAGAGAAACCGAAGUCGGGGGUGCGUGCACAGCAAAUGAAGCCCGAGGACUGGAAGGACGAGCUGGCGGACCAAUACUACUACUACGCUGCUGCCGUCCAGCAUAACGCGGCCGCCACCAGGACGCUGCUUGGCACAGACGUGGCGGUGAGGUACAACUUCGAGAGGUGGCCUGCGCGAAUGAUGUACUUCUCCGACGCGGACUUCGAAGGGUAUUUUUUGGUCAGCGCCGAGGAUAACAAGAAGGACCUGAAGGCGCCUCCCAGACAGCAGAAACUUUCGAUGAAGGACAUCCGGUGGUGCUGGAAGGAAAAGGGUUACCCCAGAGCUGUUAUGGGGAACCCGAGCGGGAAACAGGCUCAGGUGGAKUYUUGGUGCCAGUUUUGUGAAGAUGCUCUUCAAAAGACGCCGUACAAUCAUUUGUGUACACUCGCUGACGACAAGACCGAGCAAGGCAUAAGGAAGCAUAUUGCUGCCCUUCGAUCUUAUUUCCAGGUUGCGAUGGCCAGUGAGAGCGCGUGGAAAAUGGGAAUGGAAUUUUUCGAGAAAUGGGAGACAGGCAGACUGCUGGCACCCGAAGGGGCGAGGUGGAUCGCGAAGAAGAAAAAGGUGAAGGGCGUGAAGGCCGGUGUGAGCCACAUCGAAAAUGAAAAGACCGGGCGAAAGGAGGUCGUCUACAACAUCCCCGUCGAUGCGCCUYAAAAGAAAGGAAAAAAAGAAAAGGAAUCCGGSGAUUGGUUYGUCCAAGUCAACGAGCCGGAUCCGCACUGCUGGAAAAGCAUGGAAGCCCUCACGGACAAUGAGAAAUGUCGGCUGUUGAAGAAGGUUCUCAACUGCGAGGUGGUGUGGGUGCAGACCAACUCCUCUGCGUUGGCAAAGCAAGGGAAGUUGGGGAUGCAAGAGGCAGUGCAUCUGGUGAAGUGCGACCACAUCUUGGUGCGGUUAUGGAACUACUACCAGUUCAAGUAUGAGAAUCGGCCCGACUCCGAUUGGACGCGUUCCUAUCCCUUCCUGCGAAAAAGAGAGAAGUUUUUUUCGCAGUUCAAAAGCGAGGGACUGGAUGCAGCAUUGUGGGACGGAAGCAGGAAACUCGUUGGAGACUCAUCGUUGUUCAGAGACUGUCCCCCGUUCAUGGGCUGCGAAGACGACAAGUUGAUCAAGGCGGCGAAAAAACUGGUUCUCAACAAGAAGUUGUCCAACGACUGGAAGAACAAGGUCCUUUCCGUGCUGACCGGCACCAGGUCGAAGAGCAUGCGCUCGUCGAAGGCAUGGGAGCACAUGUUGGCGUUGCUGGACAACUACCAUGGCGCCUCGCGUUUGAAUGCGAAGAACUUCCUGGACCGGCUGGAGUGUUUGAACUUUGUCGAGUCGGAGCAAGAACUCAGGGUCGCGAGUUACAAUGCAUUGAUUGCCACGGACGAAGAGGCAACGACCGGAGUCGUUUUCGACACGAAUGUUCCGAAGGAGGAUAGCGGCAACGAGGAAAUCCCCCUGAAUUACCUCCCUACUCCUGUUCUUCCACCCCCGGGCUCCUCGACGGCAGAGAACCCCCGUUUCCAGGCCACCGACCCAGCCGUCGUUCAACACGCUGAACGUUUGUUUCUGGAGCUUCAAGACAAGGGGUGGUUGGAACUCUCGGACGAGUUUUACGACUUCGAUACGAGCCCUUUGAAGGGAAGCGUGGACUGGAAGGUCCCCCCUGCGACGGGGUCGCAGGGUAGUGCGGGAGGGGGACCUCCAGGCCCUCCGCGCGGGGGAGGGGGUGGGGGACGCGGCAAGGGGACAGGAGAGGGCGCCGAGUCAGGGGGAUUGGUUGGCACUCACAACCAAGGCAGAACAUUGGAAAGCGGCAUCCGGCUUGGGUUGUUGAACGUUGCAGACAAGACGACCGUCGGGGCCAGCAAAUCGGCUAAGUUCGCCGACAUCCGAACUUCUCAGAACAUGGAGCCGCCGCCUUUGGACGCUGCGAAGUCCGUCGGCGGCCGCACUGCAUCCACCACACAUUGGUCGGCCCUCCCCUCGACGACUGAUUUUGCCGCUUUCGUUGGCAUCGGGAGAGGCUCGAGUGUGGGUGUUCCGAUCACCGGCGUCAAGUACAAAUCCGCCGCUAUCCGGACAAAGCCUCAUGAGGAGCACGAUGGGGAGCCCGUCCUGCGCAGCGCUACAGGAGCAGAAAUGUCGGAAACGGGUGCCAAAACGAAGUCCGCCAGAAUCCGCACUUCGGUUUCAUCCGGUGCAACGUCCGACGACUUUUCUACGCAGCAGGAGACUGCGUCGGCCGUCGAAGACGGGCAGCCUGCUGAGUUCAAUGCACGGUUGGAUAGCGGGGCGCCGUCUUUCCUCUGCAAUUUGAACUCCGCCGGUAUCCGAACUUGCUGGGGAACAGGCCGGCAGUCAGAGGUCGUCGGGCGGGCGGGAGAUGAGACGUGUGCAGGGACAAAAGACUUGUUGACGGGAGUCAACGCGGGGCCGGUGGGAGGAGCUAAUAUGCGCGAGAGGGAUGGGGGGGAGGAAUGGGUACAAGUGGAGGACGGCCAAGAAGAAAAUGAAUGGGAAGAAGGUGGGGAAGGAGCGGAAGGGGAGGACGAACGGCCGGAGGGUGGAGAAGAUGCUGGUUGCGGGGUCUCAGGCUCGACUGCGCUCCUCGUCUUCGUGUCCAAAGGCUAACAUGCUCCUCGCUGAACUGGACCACGUGAUGACACUCCACUGGUUGGAGAGACCAUCAUCUGCAUGGCUAUGUCAAUAUUGUACUUUUCAAC
This is a messenger RNA of Chara braunii, 2827 nucleotides long. The record is from the annotation of a GenBank genome assembly. NCBI's taxonomy places the organism in Eukaryota, Viridiplantae, Streptophyta, Charophyceae, Charales, Characeae.